GACAGACGCCUUCUCCGAGGAAGUGAGGGAGGGAAGGGAGUGAAAGAAAGAGGGAGUGAAAGAAAGAGGGAGUGAGUGAGUGAGUGAGGGAGGGAAGGGAGUGAGUGAAGGAGGGAGUGAGUGAGUGAGGGAGGAAGGGAGUGUGGUUUUCCUGCGCCAUCGUCCUCUUCUCUGUUGCUCUUGCGCUCUGCCCGGGUCUGGUUGUCAUUCAUUCUCUCUCUCUCUCUCUCUCUCUCCUGGCUCGGUUACUUCGAUCACGAUGACAGUGAAACGCAGCUUGCUGGUCGAAGCAGACGAGUUGCCUGCCGCCCAGGAUGACAAGCUUGCGAGCCUUCACAUGUCGCGGCUGGUCAUUCCUGCAGCGCCGCUUGCAGGCUUUCACGGGGCCGCGUCAUCGGCUCCUCCAAGCACCGUGAGCGCAAUCUUGCGCAUGGAGGGCGCAGGAGAUGCGAGCUACGUGAAGUACUCGUCCGGACAGGCCAACAUCAAUGCAGAGCUGAGGCCGAUGCUAGCAACUGCCAUCCGGACGUAUACGGAGUUUCCCAGCUCUGGUCCAAUCCGGGUGGCCGAUCUCGGUUGCUCCGUGGGAGCCAACGCGCUUGGGUUUGCAGAAUGCAUCUCAAAUGCAGUACUGGAAAAGUUCAAAUCCUUGGGGUUGCCUGCUCCCGAGAUUCAACACUUUUUUUCGGACCUUCCCUCGAACGAUUUCAACUUGCUGUUCUCGUUGAUGCCGCAUCUGAAGAGUGGCGAAGAUGACUGGGGCAAUCUGGACAACUGCCGCGAAAUGGAUACCACGAGGAGUUAUUAUGCUGCUGCAGUUCCGGGAUCCUUCUAUGACCGCCUGUUUCCGCGAGAAAGCCUUCACGUUGUCAUGUCCACUUGGUCCAUGCACUGGCUCUCUCAUAUCCCAACCUCGGUCACGGACAAGUCCUCACCAGCCUACAACAAGGGCAAGGUGUGGAUUAAUGAAGGGAGUCCAGCAGUGGCGGAAGAGUAUUCCAAGGUGUCGAAAGAAAAUUUGAAAGCGUUCUUUGUCAACCGUGGCGUGGAAAUGGUGUCCGGAGGGCUUUUGUUCGUGAUGCUGAUGAGUAGAAAAGAUCCUUGCAGAAAGGAGAUCCAAUUCGGCCAGCCCUUGGGGCUUGGCUCUCCCAUUUGUGGCAUGUUCGAGCUCGCAUGGAACGACCUUGUUGACGAGGGUGUGGUCGAUGAAGACACGCGGGAUUCGUUCAACAUGCCAAUCUACUGCCCAAGCGCGGACGAGAUUACGGAAGCAAUAGACGAGUCGUCUGCGUUCCGUGUCGAGAAGCUGGAAAUCUGGGAAGACAUAGACUUCCUUCCCCGAGCCACAGCCGUGCAAUUAGCAACGAAUCCCGAGAGGUGGGGCGCCAUGGCAAUGAACAUGUCUAAAACUAUGAUGCUCACCCUCGUGGAAGCUCAUGUCGGCCCUGAAGUCGCAGCCAAAUUGUGGGACCGCCUGCAGAAACAGGUUACCGCUCAUUGCCGCAGAACGAAGACCGUGUUCUGUGCCAACUCGCCAGGCUGCAACAUAGCACUGGCUUUUCUGGUCAAGAAGUAGGAACCAUCCUCCGAAUACACAAAUGCGGGCUUGAUUAUAGCUAUCUCAGUUAUCAAAUCGUUUACAGCACUCUGGAGCGAUGUAUCCCAAGGAGCCGGCUAUAGUGGACAAUUCGCGGCAAACGGGAGUUUCGACAAUCUUGGCUGUGCCAAAAUUGGCCAAGUGCGCUUAGUAAUCCAAGUCGAGCGGAAUGUUAUUUGACUUGAUGUCGCGAUGUAGGAUUUGUGGCUUACAGUCGUGGUGUACAUACUGGAGUCCCAUGGCUGCGCCAAGGGCAAUUUUGUAGCGUAAUUCCCAAGUGAGAAUUGCGGCCUUGGUGCUGUGUAGGAGAUCUCCCAAACUGCCGUUGGGCAUGUACUCGCACACCAGCAGGUUUUAAUCCCGCUUCCUGCAGCAGCACAAGAGCUUCACUAUGUGGCGGUGUCGCAUGGUUGCGAGUGUUCUCACCUGCACGGAAGCACAGCAGAAGGUAUGGUUACAUUUUAGAACUUAGGUAUUCAACCAUCUUCAAUUUCUCGUCCAUUCUAAGAGUGAAUGAAUGAAUCCACUGCGGGUGCAAAGAGUCAUGUCAAGCAUAUUGAGCAACUCUGGGAGAAAUGUAUAAAUUACCUCAGUCAUGAAACCAUGGUCAUUGUUCUGUCGUUUU
Messenger RNA from Physcomitrium patens, 2222 nucleotides. Its product is annotated as gibberellic acid methyltransferase 2. The record is from RefSeq and is a predicted model, not a curated record. NCBI's taxonomy places the organism in Eukaryota, Viridiplantae, Streptophyta, Bryopsida, Funariales, Funariaceae. Gene Ontology annotation, molecular function: methyltransferase activity.